This is a messenger RNA of Quercus robur (English oak), 1273 nucleotides long. RefSeq lists its product as uncharacterized. NCBI's taxonomy places the organism in Eukaryota, Viridiplantae, Streptophyta, Magnoliopsida, Fagales, Fagaceae. Gene Ontology annotation, biological process: regulation of translational fidelity. The record is from RefSeq and is a predicted model, not a curated record. Gene Ontology annotation, cellular component: cytoplasm. Bases 126 to 1001 code for a protein of 291 amino acids. The transcript has 5 exons. Gene Ontology annotation, molecular function: double-stranded RNA binding; nucleotidyltransferase activity; tRNA binding.
AAAAUUAUGCUAGCCUCCAAAUUACCUCCUGUUUGACUGACUAUGUUACUACAGAGUGGCUAAUUUACAGAGAGAGAAACAGUCAACGCAGAAGAUUGCGAAGUUGCCGACUCACUCCACAUUCAAUGGAAUACCGAAUACCCAGUACGAUGAAUGUUCCAACAACAGCACAAAGACUACCUCUUCUCAAUGCUCGUGCCUUUCACUUCCUCUCUCUCCCUCUCCGAGGUGCUUCCAAGUUUGGCUCACAUGUGCCAAUAUUGUGUCAUAGUAGGAGAGUGAGAGUGGGGUUGUCGAAUAAAAUGGCUCUGAGUUUGGAAAACUGCGAUGUGGGCGUUGAAAAUAAGCUGGGGGUGGUUCGCCCUGCCACUGAACACUACGCUAAGGAGGCAAUUCAAGCACUUAAAACUGAGAAGGUUAUUGUAGUGCCUACCGAUACAAUUUACGGGUUCGCUUGUGAUGCCUGUUCUAUGGAAGCAGUGAAUCGGAUUUACAAGAUUAAAGGACGUGAACAUACACGCCCUUUGGCAAUAUGUGUUGGGGAUGUAUCAGAUAUAAUGCGCUUUGCUGUCACGGACUAUUUGCCUCAGGGCUUGCUUGAUUCUCUACUGCCAGGGCCUGUUACUGUUGUAUUAAGGCGAGGAGAGUCAAGUAUUCUUGAGAAGUCUUUGAACCCAGGAUUGGAUAGCAUAGGAGUCCGAGUGCCUGACUGUAACUUUAUCAGGGCUAUUGCUCGUGGUUUGGGAAGUGCACUGGCCCUUACCAGUGCAAAUCUGAGUGGGCAGCCAAGUAGUGUCUGCAUCAAAGAUUUUGAGAACCUGUGGCAACACUGUGCAUUUGUUUAUGAUGGUGGUGUGCUUCCAUCUGGUCGAGCAGGCUCAACAAUUGUGGACCUCACCAGGCUAGGAAAGUACAAGAUUAUUAGACCUGGAAGUGCAAACGAAGAGACUAUUGCAAUUCUUGAAAGACAUUCUCUACUAGAAGAAGCAACAGCUACUUGAGGAAGUGACGAAACAAUAUUCAGGUCACUUAUGUUUUAAAGACUUGGUGUUUUAUUACAGAGGCAGGAACCAGGAAAGGUUCUACUUGGGUGUAUGAGAAAUUGUGUCAGUCUGCCUCAUUGCAUUGUAGAUAAUUUAACCACCAGUCAUAUUCUUGAACCGCAUUGGAAAGUUUCACUGAAUUUUUCCCCUUUUCUAAAUUCUGAAUUAUGGUGACGGCAUUCACCCAAAAAAGAAUUUAUAUAUUCAUUGCCAAUGAACCAUUAAAAUCA